CAAACCCAACAUUUUAUAAUCCUCAGCCAGUAGCCACAGAAGAAAAAACCAAACAACGCGCAAACGAGAGAGGGAAAACCAAAGCGACGAACAACCAACGACUCCACAACCAGAAAUGGAGGCGGUUUACGUCGACGAGGAAGAGGUCUGGAAAUGUCCAAAACACCCUUCCAAGCGCCGCAAGAGCGGAAUCUGCCACGUCUGCCUCCGCGAGCGCCUCGUCAUUCUCUGCCCCGACUGCGCUAACGUCCGCCCCUGCGGUUGCUGCGCUACGACGUCGUCUUCCUCGUCUUUUUCUUCGUCCUUUCGCUUCCCCGCCGGCGAUGGCGCCCGAGUCUCGAAGCUUCUCGAGGGCGAGCCCUCGUUCCGGCGGUCCCGAUCGGUAGCGGCCCCAUUUCUGCGCUCCACCUCGAAGUUUUUCGGCGGUGCUUUCAGACACGCAGACUUUGACUCUGUCGGCGACGGGAGCAAACCCCAAACCGUCGGACGGACUAAAACACCGUCGUUUUGGUCGUCGGUAUUCCGGUCGUCCCGCAGGAGCAAGACAAGUGAGGUUAAUAAUGGAGAAAACGAGACGACGGCGGAGAAGAAAGUGGAGAGCGAAAUUCAAGAGAAGGAAGAAGACGCAGAAGCUGCGAUGAGGAGGACGAUGAUGAGGAAAUCGAGGUCGGUGGCCGUACCGAUGAUGUCAUCAAAAACCGGUGGCGUUGGAGGUGAGAGACCGCCGGCAAAAGGCAGGGGACGGUAUUUCCCGAGCCCGAUCAAGGCCUUCCGGCACUCCAAAAUUUCAAAGAUCUUUUCCGAGCGGUCGCCUGUGUACAGAGGUUAAUCAUAUUAUUUUCUUUAGAAAACAAAAAUAAUUAAAUUAGCAUUAAAAAAACAAUAAAUUUUAUUUUAAUUUAUUUUUGCAACGUGAGAAUCCAUAAGGCAUUUUGAUCUUGCAAUGGUAAUAAUUAUAUUCACACAUUCUAAAUUAAUGUGAUAUUUUAUUUUUUUUUAAUAUUUUUUAGUGUGUAGAAAAUAUUAAAAAAUUAAAAAAAUGUGAGAGAAGUAAUUUGGAAUGUAUGAAUAUAAUUUCUCUCAUUAGAAUGCAAUUUAGGAUUAUGUAUUGCAAAGUUGGCAAAUUCACUGAUUAUGAUUUGCGUGUUCAUUAAUUUUAAUUCUGUUAUGCUCUUUUUAUGGAUUUGAUUGA
Messenger RNA from Pyrus x bretschneideri (Chinese white pear), 1192 nucleotides. RefSeq lists its product as uncharacterized. The coding region runs from base 116 to 829 and encodes 237 amino acids. The record is from RefSeq and is a predicted model, not a curated record. The transcript has a single exon. Lineage: Eukaryota; Viridiplantae; Streptophyta; Magnoliopsida; Rosales; Rosaceae.